AUGAUGCCCUUCGCCCUUAAAAGCCACUCCCCUACUUCCUCUUCUUCCCACCCAUCCCUCCCUUGGCCUGCCGUCUCCUGUCUGGGAGUGGUGCUGCUGCAGCUGCUGUCAGGCCGCAUUUCCCUCUCUACAGAGAAGACCACGCCACAGUUUUUCAGAGACACUCAUCUACCCACUUUGGGUCAUUCUUGUUUGGUGCGGCUGGCUCGUGUGGGGCUCGCAUGCACAGCCAUGCCGGCUUCUACCCGGCUCUCCUUGGGAAGAGCUCUUGCUGAGCUGGAGAUUAUGCAUGAUGACCUUCCUCCUCCUGUGCUCGCCUCCUCCUCCUGCGCCCUUCCCCUGGCGCCGCUACUGUGCCAGCAGGUGGCCAUGGUGGGCGUGUUGCGUGCCACGGCUGGGUGGGCGGCGGACAGGCGCAUUGGCAGUGGCGGGUUUGGCGACGUGUAUCGUGGAGUGAGCCCGUUGGAUGGGUGCACGCCGUGGGCCGUGAAGCGUGCCCGAGUGCUCACCAACGACUUUCGCCGCGAGGUCUACGAGAUGGCAUCAAAGCACCACCCUCACCUGGUGCGGCUGCUGGGGUUCUGCAGGGAGUAUGACGCGUCGGCGGAGCGCAUGGAGCAGAUCGCCAUCUAUGAGUUCAUGCCCCACGGGGACCUGCAUCACCGCCUGCACGGUGAUGAUGCCACAGGUGGGCACCACCGCCUGCACGGUAAUGAUGCCACAGGUGGGCUCCACCGCCUGCACGGUGAUGGCACAGGUGGGCACCACCGCCUACACGGUGAUGGCACAGGUGCGCACAUAUGCACUCUUAGGCGGCUGGUGUGA
Molecule: messenger RNA, 825 nt
Organism: Closterium sp. Naga37s-1
Lineage: Eukaryota; Viridiplantae; Streptophyta; Zygnematophyceae; Desmidiales; Closteriaceae
Source: the annotation of a GenBank genome assembly